UCUAUUCUUUGUGUUUUCUCUUCGUAGGUUUUCACUUUUCACUGGGAGAAUCUCCAUUGUUCUCCUUCCUCUCGCUCGUGUGUGCGCUUCUUAGCAUCGAUGGUUUCUCGAGGAGAGAAGAUGAUGAUCCUCUGAAACGAGUGCCAUCUUUGAGGAGUUGGCGUUGCGUUCUCUAAGUUGUUCACAUACCCGUCUCGACGUUCUUGCUGAUCGGUUUUAGGGUUCUUGCACAGAGGAAAGAUUGAAGCCCCAAAAUGUCGGAUAUCAGGAAAUGGUUCAUGAAACAGCAUGACAAGGGUAAUGCAAGUGCGACGGCGAAGCCUGCUAAGGCUGCCACGCUACCUCCAGAGAAGCCCGUGGAGAAACCGGCACAAGCAAUUCAAGAGAAUUCAGGAAGGAGGAAAACAAGCAAAUACUUUGCAACAGCAGCUGAUGCAGACACAAGCUCUAAACAAAAAGUGAAAGAUGAAGCCAAAACUAAGAGGGCUCCUGCAAGAAAAUCUAGUGAGGUUUUUGCUGAUGAGGAUGAUGAUGAGGUCAAACCUUCUCCAGCUAAAAAGUUACAUAAAGAUGAAGAUGAUGACUUUGUGUUGCCCAAUGAAAAGAAAAAAACCACACCUGUCAAACCAGCCAAGAAGUUGAAGAAUGCUGCAGGUGUUGGAGUGGCCAAGCAUUCUGUUGAUGAUGAGGAUGACAAUGAGGAAGAUGAACUUGCUCACGUGGAUGUGGAAACUCCUGUUAAAGCUGGCGGAAGAGGUAAAGGUGGACGAGGAUCAGGAGUGGCUGCUGGUGGAAGGGGGAGAGGGGGUGGAAGAGGUGGUAGAGGUGGUUUCAUGAAUUUUGGUGAAAGAAAAGACCCACCGCACAAAGGAGAAAAGGAAGUUCCAGAGGGCGCACCUGAUUGUUUAUCUGGGCUUACUUUUGUCAUAAGUGGUACUCUUGACAGUUUGGAACGAGAGGAAGCAGAAGAUUUGAUCAAAAGACAUGGUGGUCGGGUUACUGGAUCUGUCAGUAAAAGAACGACUUAUCUGUUAGCGGAUGAAGAUAUUGGCGGAAAUAAAUCUAAGAAAGCCAAAGAGCUUGGUACAACUAUUCUGACUGAAGAUGGAUUAUUUGAUAUGAUUCGAAAAUCAAAGCCUGUGAAAGUAUCUCCCCAGAAAGACCUGAAGAAGCAAAUUACGGGAAAGGCAGACGGUUCACAGGUGAAGAGUAGUCCUUCAAAACGUGACACAAAAGGCAUUUCAGAUGAUCAGUCUAGUUCUUUGAUUAAAAAAGGUGCUGUUGGAAGUGCUCAUAAAAGAAAAAGUGGUGAUGGUAAUUCAUUGACAUGGACUGAAAAGUAUCGGCCCAAGGUCCCGAACGACAUUGUUGGCAAUCAAUCUAUUAUAAAGCAGCUCCAUGACUGGUUAGCACGUUGGCAUGAGCAAUUCUUGUAUAUUGGUCAGAAAGGGAAGGGGAAAAAGCAGAAUGAUAGUGGUUUUAAAAAAGCUGUACUAAUAAGUGGAUCACCUGGCAUUGGGAAGAGCACAUCAGCCAAGUUAGUUAGUCAAAUGCUUGGCUUCAAGACUAUUGAGGUUAACGCAAGUGAUAGUCGGGGGAAAGCUGACAGCAAAAUCCUAAAAGGAAUUGGGGGAAGUACAUCAAAUUGUAUCAAGGAAUUCGUCAAUAAUGAAGCACUAAGUCAUACUAAGGAUCGGUCGAAGCACCCCAAAUCUGUACUGAUUAUGGAUGAGGUUGAUGGAAUGUCUGCUGGUGAUAGAGGCGGAGUGGCUGAUCUUAUUGCUAGCAUCAAGAUUUCCAAAAUACCAAUUAUUUGUAUCUGCAAUGAUCGUUAUAGCCAAAAACUUAAAAGUCUCAUCAACUACUGCUUACCUUUAAACUUCAGGAAGCCUACAAAACAGCAGAUGGCUAAGAGGUUGAUGCAAAUUGCAAGUGCUGAAGGCCUCCAAGUUAAUGAGAUUGCUCUUGAGGAACUGGCAGACAGAGUCAAUGGGGACAUACGGAUGGCAUUGAAUCAACUGCAAUAUAUGAGUUUUUCACAUUCUGUUCUUGAAUAUGAUGAUAUUAAAAGACGCCUUCUUGCAAGCGCAAAAGAUGAAGAUAUUUCACCUUUCACUGCUGUUGACAAGCUAUUUGGCUUCAAUGGUGGCAAGUUACGGAUGGAUGAGAGGAUUGAUCUUUGCAUGAGUGAUCCCGACUUGGUCCCUCUAAUUAUUCAGGAAAAUUACAUUAACUAUCGACCAACAUCCAUAGGAAAAGAUGAAAAUGGAAUCAAGAGAAUGAAUUUGCUAGCCCGGGCUGCUGAGUCUAUUGCUGAUGGGGAUGUAGUCAAUGUGCAAAUUAGAAGAUAUCGUCAGUGGCAACUAUCCCAGGCUGGCUCAUUUGCGUCUUGCAUUGUCCCGGCUGCUUUGAUGCAUGGGAAUAGGGAAACUUUUGAAUCGGGAGAACGUAAUUUUAAUAGAUUUGGUGGAUGGCUGGGCAAGAAUUCAACAACAGGAAAGAAUUUGAGACUUUUGGAAGAUGUUCAUGUCCAUGUUCUCGCUUCCCAAGAAUCCAGCUUGGACAGGGAGACACUUCGACUUGAUUAUGUGCCUCUUCUUUUGAAGCAGCUAACUGAUCCUCUUCGAGUGCUCCCCAAGGAUGCUGCUGUUCAGAAGGUUGUGGAGUUCAUGGAUGCUUAUUCGUUAAGCCAAGAGGAUUUUGACACAAUUGUGGAGCUCUCCAAGUUUCAGGGUCACCCAAAUCCAAUGGAUGGUGUACAACCUGCAGUGAAAGCUGCGUUAACCAAGGCAUAUAAACAAGGUAGCAGCACUCGACAUGUACGAGUCGCUGACUUAAUAACUCUUCCAGGCCAGAAGAAAGCUCCAAAAAAGCGGAUAGCAGCGAUUUUAGAGCCCGAUGAGAAUGGUUUGCUUGAAGAAAAUGGUGGUACUUCAUUAGAUGGUGAAGAGGAGGAUUCCUUAGAUACGAAUGAUGCUGGUGAUGGUAUUGAUCCUGAUAAUGACAAGAAACCUCAAUUUGAUCUGCUGAAUAAUAAGUCCAAAGGCAUUCAAGUGCAGCUGGAUUUGAAAAGCAAUGACAAACCAAGUGCAAAGAAAACACCACCAGCAAGCAAAGCUCGGGGUUCUGCAUCCACUGAGAAGCGAGGAGGUGGUUUAGGAAAGCGAUGGAGGUAGUUGCUUUAUCUCGACAAAUAGUAGAAGGGUAUCAGUUUUUGGUUGCGUAUAGCAAGUUACCAACAGUAAGAAUCAUGCCGUCUGCAUGCUUCGCUUUUGUAGGUUUCAUGUUUCAACUGGCCCUGUUUCACCCUCUUUUUUUUUUUGUGUUCAAAUUACGCGAUGUUUUUUAUGCAUUUCUGGGCGGAGUAUUACAUUUGCUGUGCAGGGUAAGUAGAAUGAUUCUAAUAUGAUCUUUUCAGUUGAUGGGCAUGUGCAGCAUGUCUGGUUAUUAUUGA
Molecule: messenger RNA, 3454 nt
Organism: Dioscorea cayenensis subsp. rotundata (Guinea yam)
Lineage: Eukaryota; Viridiplantae; Streptophyta; Magnoliopsida; Dioscoreales; Dioscoreaceae
Product: replication factor C subunit 1
Exons: 23
Coding region: 255-3176 (973 amino acids)
Biological process (GO): DNA repair; DNA replication
Cellular component (GO): DNA replication factor C complex; nucleus
Molecular function (GO): DNA binding; ATP binding; DNA clamp loader activity
Source: RefSeq, a predicted model, not a curated record